Molecule: messenger RNA, 1748 nt
Organism: Lepidothrix coronata (blue-crowned manakin)
Lineage: Eukaryota; Metazoa; Chordata; Aves; Passeriformes; Pipridae
Gene: IL17REL
Product: interleukin 17 receptor E like
Exons: 18
Coding region: 488-1741 (417 amino acids)
Molecular function (GO): interleukin-17 receptor activity
Source: RefSeq, a predicted model, not a curated record
UGGUAAAUAAUCCAUAAGGUAAUGCAUUUUCGGUAAUGCAUUUUCAAUUAGUAGCAUGACUGAGUUGGUUUUAAUUUAAAGUGGAAAAUUGAGAGCUUUUCAUACAGCUGGAAACAAGGUUGUUCUCCACAGAGGCAACUGAGUCUGUUUAUUGUCACUUGUGCUUGUUUGCACUGAGGAGGAUUUAGUAUUUCAAUCUUACUUUGUGCCACCAAGACUUAUUAGCAGGUGAGAUCUUCACUCAUUUAAGAACAAGUCAGCAGGACAAGAGACUUCAGCCUGUGCUCUUCUUGAUGAUGUGAAUCCCAAAUACACUUCUAGGGCUAAAGCAUAGAAAUGCACAAGAACUACUUUCUACUCCAAAAGCAGACAAAUACAAUUUAGUAAGGUUUUUAGAAAGACAAUUAAGGGGAUUCAUUGUAAAAGCAAACCUUCCGGUGGCAUUUUUAACAGCUUCUGCCGUGAUGCUCCUGCAUCUUUAUCUUCUAUGGUACUGAGAAGCAUGAAGAUAUCAACAGUGAUGAAAUGUGUCCAAGGAAGCCCAUGCUCUCUUUAUUUAAACAUUAAAGGAACUCUGAGUCUGGAUGAAAAUAUCCGUGGACUGGAAAUAUGUUCUCUUUCACUGGACACACAACAGUCUCAGUGCACAAAUGUGAGAUUCACUAGGAAAAAAAGCAAGAUGCUUAAUGGAAAGAAGGUACAGGUACAAUUCAAUUGUGUUGAAGUCAAUGUAGCACAACACAUCUAUGUGACCAUGAAAACUGUACCAAAUUACUGUGAAGUCAAGCUGAGUCAGGAAUACUAUGUUGAAGAUUGCAGAAACAGUGAUGUGGGAAAAUAUAUUCCAGCUUGUUUGGCUGAAAAGUUUGAUUAUAAUGUAGACAGGGCAAGGAAACUUAUAACAGUGAAUGUAUCCAACUUUCCCCGAGAACAAGAUUAUUAUGUUCGCCUGUGCUACAAAUGGUUUACCUGUGAAGAUGCAGGGGCAUUUGCUGUGAUAAAAGGAAAGGAAUCUUUUAAAUCAGUUUCUCUGAAAUAUUCUCAGCUACUCCCAUGUCUUUGCAUUGAGGGUUGGCUGGCUAUUCCAGAUGCAAGGAGGAUACAACUUUGCCCCUUUGCAAAUGAUACGAAGACGCUAUGGGAUAAUAUUGUUUAUAACCCAUCGACACAAACCCUAGCUUGGGAGCCAGCCUGUCCUGUGCUUGUCAUGGUUAACCUAUGCAGAUUCACAAAGUUGAACCACGACUGUGAAGAUAUAGAAAACUCUUUCAAAAAUUCUACCGAGAAACAGGUUAAAUAUUCUCGUGUGGACACUCACCCGAGACUUUGCAUGAAGUUUACAACCAAAAAAGGAACUUGGAUUAAAUGUCCAUUUGCUCAUGGAGAAUUUCCAGCUUGGAAAAUGAGAACUGCUGCAGUUGCAGAGCAAAUACAAGUUUUCUUCACAUCCCAAACCAAAGCACAGUUCUCAGUGCUUGUGUGUAACAGGACGCAGAUGGCCUCAUGUGAAUCUCUUGGGAUGCACCAUUCAGUCUCUGUGGGAGAUUCUGUAUCAAUAACUAUGCCACAGGAAAUGUAUGGGUCAACAAUUUGUAUUCAGGGCUGGAGAACAGAUGUAGAUUAUUCAGUGCCACUGCAAAUCUGUGAUACCUACUGUGGUUUUCACAAUCAGUCUUAUGGUGACGGAAAUCCAGCAAAGGCCAUGACACACAGGAUGAAGAGUGUGCAGUCCUUGCAUUGAAUUUAAC